Molecule: messenger RNA, 3420 nt
Organism: Thecamonas trahens ATCC 50062
Lineage: Eukaryota; Apusomonadida; Apusomonadidae
Product: polycystic kidney disease 2
Exons: 2
Coding region: 1-2658 (885 amino acids)
Cellular component (GO): membrane
Molecular function (GO): calcium ion binding
Source: RefSeq, a predicted model, not a curated record
AUGUACUCUUCGCGUCGCUCCGAGUCUAACGUGUCGGGCGUGGGCGACUUGCUGGCCUCGUCGGCCUCGUCGACCUCAGCACGGGCUGACCGGGCUGACCGGGCUGACCGUGGUGACCGUGGUGACCAGGCUGGUUCUGGGCAGCAAGCCAAGUACAUGUCGUCGCCCUCGGGCUCGUCGGACUGUGGUCAGGAUGGUGUGCUUCUGGAAGAGGUCAAGCGCUCGCGGUCGCGGGCCGGACGGUCGUACAACGACGGUCCGCGGUCUCGCCGCUCGCGCUCCCGCCAGCCAUCGAACGCUCAGCCGCCGUCCUCUGGCCCGCCGCGGGGGCGGCGGCGGCGCUCGCGCUCACUCAAGCCACAGGCGCUGACAAGCGUUGGCGCAGGGCCGUCGAGCAAGCGGGCAAAGACUUCGCGUGAUUCGUCGGGCCGCUCGUCACCCACGCCUCCCGAUGACAAUGGGAUUGGCGCUGCGUCUACACGCGGCCGAAUCGUGGAAGACACAGAUGCCGACGCCGGCGCCGGCCGCAGCAGCUUGGGUGUCUUGGGCGAGGGCGGAAGAGGCUCGGCCGACAGCGCCGCGGCGGAUGAGCGGGCAGCGACGGCGACGCUCGCGCCCGCCGAUGGCGAUGGCGACGGCGACGGCGACGACGAGACCCGGUUCCCGUUUCCCAAGUGUUCAGACCCGGGGCUCCUUGUGGAAGUCCUCAUCUACAUGGCCUUUCUCAUUGUGUUCUCGUUGGUGGUCUUCAACAUGCGCGACCCGUUGUACUCGUUCCUCCACAAUGACAACAUGAAGGAUCUGUUUCUCGACGAGGAGUUUCCGGGCAUCGACGUGCUGAAGACGUUCCGCGACGUGGCGACCAAGGAAGAGUUCUGGCAGUUUUUGCAUGGCCCAUUCAUCAAUGGCUUGCUCGGCGACUUUGGCGCCGGCGAGGGUGUCAUCUACGGCGUCAACUGGCUCGUCGGCUCGGCGCGGAUGCGGCAAGUCCGUGUCAAGCCCGCGCUGUGCGACGUUCACGCCGACUUUUUCCCGCUCAUCACCCAGUGCUACGGCCGGUACGCGAUCGGCGAGGAGGACCGCGAGCCGUACGGGCCCGGCGACGCAUGGACAUACCGCUCGUGCGGCGAGCUCGGUUCGGUCUGCAAGCAGUACGCGCGUCUGCGGCGGUACGACGGCGGCGGAUAUACGCAGGACUUUGGCGCUGGCACUCUAGCGACCGAGUCAGCUCGGCUGGCGGCGCUUGAGGCCGACAACUGGGUCGACUUGCAGACGCGGGCCGUCUUUAUUGACUUUACCACCUACAACCCGACGGUCAACUUGUUUCUGGUGGCGCAGCUCCAGUUUGAGUUUAUGCCCUCUGGCGGCGUGUAUCCCGACUUUAAGUUCCGGGUCCUCCGCCUCUAUCGGUACGAGGGCACCAACGGGACGCUGCAGCUUGUGGGCGAGCUCGCGAUUGCCAUCUUUGUCUGUCUGUUCUUCCUUGAGGAGCUGGUGCAGAUGUGCGUGUCGUGUCUCCGCUCGCGGCGGGUCCGGGCGCUGCGGGCGCAGGGCAUUCUGGUAGAGUCGCGCCAGACGCCGUACUUUCGCGACGCGUGGAACUACGUGGACCACCUCAACAUUGUCUUCUUCCUCGUCGUCUUUUACUGCCGGUACAAGGUCGACGCGAACUUUGACGCGCUCAACUUGGUGCCGUCGGACCGGUCGACCUAUUUUGACUUUACGCGGCCGGUCAUGUGGGACGCGGCCGAGAAGUCGCUUCUUGCUUGUAACGCCUUCCUCCUCUGGUUCAAAGUCUUCAAGUUUGCCGUCUUUGCGCCGCGAAUGGGCAUGAUUGCCAAGGUUGUGGGCAAGGCCUUUCUCCCGCUCUUUUUCUUCAUCUUUAUGUUCAUGUUUGUCCUCUUUGGCUUUGCCCAGGCUGGCGCGCUCGCCUUUGGCUCGGACGUCGAGGGCUACGAUACGCUCGGGACAACCAUCUUUACCAUGCUCCUCGCCACGCUCGGCGAGUUUGACUUUGAGGGCCUUCGCCACUCCAACCGCGGCUUUGGUCCGUUCUUCUUUUUCACCUUUAUCAUCCUCAUCUUUUUCAUUGUCCUCUCCAUGUUCCUCGCCAUUGUCGACAACGCGUACGACGAGGUCUCGGAAGAGCUCCGGCGCUCGCAGGAGCCGUCGGUCUUUGCCAAGGCGCUCGCCUGGUUCUCGACGACCAAGGUCGGCUCGCGGAUGGCGUCGUUCCUCGAGCUGCAGGAUAAGCUGACCGAGAUUCGCCGGGCCAUCGAGAUCGGCGACCUCAACCACGACGGCAAGAUCUCGAAGAAGGAACUGCAGAUCAUCAUGGACUCGAAGCGCGAGUACUUUGAGGGCACUGCCGCCGACCUGAUGGAGCGCUAUGACGUCGACAACGACAACAUGCUCUCCGAGGCCGAGCGCGCCCGGUUCUAUGCCGACAUGGAGCGCGAGCAGACGGCCAUCGCUUCUAAGAUCGUCUCGCUCCGCGAGGCCAACUCGGAAGAGUUUACCCUCCUCUUUGACCUUCUCUCCGACCGCAUCUCCACCGUAGAGUCGCGCCUGGCUGUCCAGCUGGCCCUGCUGGAGGCGCGGGUCAAGGAGGAGGCCCAGCGGCUCGGCCGUGCCCGUCUCGGCUCCAGCCGCCCGUAGCGGAUCACCCAACUCUGAUGACAAGCCGCUGCAGCAGCUCGGGCGUGACUGCUCGCUCAUACGCCGCAAGCAGUCGCAGCCCGCGAUUGUUGAUGGGAGUUUGCUCCAGGAGCUCGCCGAGUGUGGUCACGACAAAGCCAAACUUGACUCGCAUGCCCGGGUCCGGCGUCCAUGGCGCCGGCGGGAGCUCACCGGCAUCGCCAACCUGGAUGUCCGGAAGUGAGAGCCGGGUGCCAGCGUUGCCGGCCCACAGCCGCCACUCGCCGGCGAGCGAGCCAACGCCGACGAGCACGGCCUGAAACAUGAGGCUCAGCGCCCGCUCAGCAGUCAUGCUCGCCAGCGCGUUGCUGCGGGUUAUGCCGAGCCCAUGCGCGGCCGUGACCGUCGCCUUCAGCGCGGCGGCGGCGGCGGCGUCGUCGACGCCGGCCACCGCGGCCAGCGCCGUGAGACAGAGCUCGUCGAGCGGAUCCGGCGGCGCCAGUCGCAUCCACCCGUCCAGGCGUGGGAGAAGUGGCUCGCUCGGGUGCCAGGUGAGCGUGACCGGGCAGAGGAACUCGGUCGGCUGGUAGCCCAUCUUGUAUGCCAUCCGCUCGUUGCCGGGCACAUAGUACACCAUGUAGUAGUAGCUUGCCACGUCCGGGUGGCCUACCACCCACUCGAUCUCCUGCAGCACCGAGUACACGCCGAGCUUGAGAAAGGCAAGAUCCGGGUCGUACAUGCAGUAGUUGGAGACGAGCGCGCCGGGCACGAUGUCAACCGCGC